Labrus mixtus (cuckoo wrasse) is the source of this 4814-nucleotide messenger RNA. Its product is annotated as importin-13-like. The record is from RefSeq and is a predicted model, not a curated record. Gene Ontology annotation, molecular function: small GTPase binding. The transcript has 23 exons. Gene Ontology annotation, cellular component: cytoplasm; nuclear membrane. The coding region runs from base 387 to 3263 and encodes 958 amino acids. Gene Ontology annotation, biological process: protein import into nucleus. Lineage: Eukaryota; Metazoa; Chordata; Actinopteri; Labriformes; Labridae.
CAGCUCGGUGACGGGUCUCCGAGCAUCGUCAGACCGUCAGACCGCCGCCGACUGAAAGGUUGGAAAUGUCGAUGCUCUAACCCACAUCCUGAUUAAACGCAGGCCCGCUAUCAGUUAGUAAUAUUUUAACUCCGUGUACACGAUGUUUUAAUGAAUAUUUCCGCCUCGUUUGGCUACAGUCGGUGCUAGAACAGCCUUACAUGUUCUGCAUCGUUAGCUCGUUAGCUGUUAGCAUUGAGGCGCUAGCUGUUGCUACAGUGUUUUCUAAUAGCAGGUUAGCGUCCGUUAGCCAAUGUUAGCCUCCCGGUUAGCUUGUCGUGUCAUGGUUAUAUCUGUGAUGCUUGGUGGCUAACGAACACCGUGCUCCGCUCCGUGUCCGCGGAGACAUGGACACACCGGGGAGGACCACACCGGCCGCCCUGGACUUCACCGUUGAAAACGUAGAAAAGGCUCUCCAUCAGCUCUACUAUGAUCCAAACAUAGAAAAUAAGAACCUGGCCCAGAAGUGGCUAAUGCAGGCUCAGGUCUCUCCUCAGGCAUGGCAGUUCUGCUGGGCCCUCCUGAGCCCAGAGAAGGUUCCAGAGAUCCAGUACUUCGGGGCGAGCGCUCUAUAUACAAAGAUCUCUCGUUAUUGGUCGGACAUCCCGUCAGAUCAGUACGAGUCUCUGAAGACUCAGCUUUUCUCUCAGAUCGCCUGCUUCUCCUCUGGCUCCAAGAUGGUUCUGACCCGCCUCUGUGUGGCACUCGCCUCUUUGGCGCUCAACACUAUGCCAGAGGCGUGGCCAGGCGCCGUGGCAGAGAUGGUGCGAGUGUUCCAGGAAGAGGGGGGAGGGGUGGAUGGACGGGCUCGCUGCCUCGCUCUCCUGGAGCUGCUCACUGUCCUGCCAGAGGAGUUCCAGACCAGCAGAUUGCCGCAGUACAGGAAGGGACAGGUUCGGGGGGCUCUGGGCAGAGAGUGGGGAUCGGUGUGUCCAUUGCUGCAGCAGCUGUUGAGGAGGACGGACAGCCCUGGGGCAGUGAAGGCUCGCGUGCUGCGCUGCCUGUCGUCCUGGGUGCUGCUGGAUGUCCCCCUGAACGAGAGCGAGGACCUUGUUCACGACUGCUUCAGCGCACUGCCCGACCCCGAGCUGUUCGACACUGCCGUGGAGGCCAUUGUGAACGCUGUGUCUCAGCCCGACUCCCAGAGAUAUGUGAACACCUUGCUGAAGCUGGUUCCUCAGGUUCUGGCCCUGCAGGAUCAGCUCAGAGAGGCGGUCCAGAGCGGAGACAUGGAGACCUGCCACGGGAUCUGUCGCAUAGCUGUCACGCUGGGAGAGAACCACUCCAGAACUCUGCUGGAGCAGGUGGAUCACUGGCAGAGCUUCCUGGCUUUAGUCAACAUGAUCAUGUUCUGUACAGGGAUCCCCGGUCACUACCCUGUCAACGAGACCACCAGCUCACUCACACUUACCUUCUGGUACACACUACAGGAUGAGAUCAUGUCCUUUGAGUCGGACAAACAGGUGAUCUAUCUGCAGGUGUACAGGCCUGUCUAUUUCCAGCUGGUGGACGUUUUGCUGCAUAAAGCUCAGUUCCCCUCAGACAUAGAGUAUGAGUCCUGGUCUUGUGACGAGAAGGAGCAGUUCAGGAUCUACAGGGUAGACAUCUCGGACACACUAAUGUACGUGUAUGAGAUGUUGGGGGCGGAGCUUCUGAGUAACCUGUACGAAAAACUGGGCAGAUUGCUGACCAAUGAGCAGCCAUCGUCCUGGCAGCACACUGAAGCGUUGCUGUACGGCUUCCAGUCCAUCGCAGAAACCAUCGAUGUAAAUUAUUCUGACGUGAUCCCCGGUCUGAUCGGACUCAUCCCCAGAAUCACCAUCAACAACGUGCAGCUCGCCGACACCGUCAUGUUCACCAUUGGUGCUCUGGCGGAGUGGUUGGCCGAUCACCCGGUGAUGCUCAGCAGUGUGUUGCCUCUGGUGCUGCAGGCUUUAGGGAAUCCGGAUCUUUCUGUUUCUUCCGUUUCUACACUGAAGAAGAUUUGUCGGGAGUGUAAAUAUGACCUCCCUCCAUUCGCCUCCAACAUAGUGGCCGUCUCACAGGAGGUUCUCAUCAAGCAGAUCCACAAGACCAGUCAGUGUAUGUGGUUGAUGCAGGCACUCGGCUUCCUGCUCUCUGCUCUGCCUGUGGAGGAAAUCUUAAGAAACCUGCACUCGCUCAUCACGCCGUACAUCCAGCAGCUGGAGAAACUGGCUGACGAGACGCCAAAUCCGUCCAAUAAGUUAGCAAUCAUCCACAUCCUGGGUCUGCUGUCCAACCUCUUCACCACACUCGACAUCAGCAAGCAGGAUGACGAAUCAGCUGACGGAUCAGCCCCACCUAUUAAGACAUCUCCCCCUCCACCUGGGCCAAACCCGGUGGUGGUUGUUUUACAGCAGGUGUUCGCUCUCAUACAGAGCGUGCUCAGUAAGUGGCUCAACGAUUCGCAGGUAGUGGAGGCGGUGUGUGCGAUCUUUGAGAAGUCAGUGAAAACUCUUCUUCAUGACUUCGCUCCGAUGGUUUCUCAGCUCAGCGACAUGUUGGGACAAAUGUACAGCACCAUCCCUCAAAGCUCUGCCCUCGACCUCACACGACAGAUGGUGCACAUCUUUGCGAGUGAGACGGAUCACUUCCCCCCAAUCAAGGCUCUGUUUGAGCUGGUUACCACGGUAACACUGUCCAUCUUCCAGCAAGGACCCAGGGAUCAUCCUGAUAUUGUUGAUUCAUUUAUGCAACUCCAAGCUCAGGCCCUCAAACGCAAACCAGAUCUGUUUCUAUCUGAGAGUCUGGACGUGAAAGCAGUUUUUCACUGUGGAAUUCUGUCACUCAAGUUUCCUGAAGCUCCGACUGUUAAGUCAACGUGCCUGUUCUUUACUGAGUUGUUGCCUCACUGCUCAGAUGUUCCCCCUUUGGCUCGAGUGGUGCAGGAAGAUGGGAAGCUGCUGAUUACAGCUGUGCUGGAGGGCAUUGGGGGCGGGGCUUCUCGGAGUCUGAUGGAUCAGUUUGCAGAGGUGUUGUUCUGUCUGAACAAACACUGUUUCUCGCUGCUCGCCAUGUGGCUGAAGGAGGCUCUGCAGCCUGCAGGUUUCCCAUCAUCACGUGUCACUACAGAACAGAAGGAGCAUUUCUCUCAGCAGAUUCUCAGAGAGCGUGUGAACAAGAGGAGGGUGAAAGACAUUGUGAAGGAGUUCACACUGCUGUGCAGAGGACUCCACGGGACAGAGUACGCCGCAGAGUACUGACACACCUGAACCACAACUCAGACUGUUAGUGAAGAUCACAUGACCUGAUUGUACUGAACACACCUGGAACCAACAGAUACCCUCGUUUACCCGUUUCUUCCUCUCUCUCCUCUUCAAAGAGCAGCGCUCCCAGCAUGCUGCCCCCUGAAUCUGUCAGUGGUUCCUUGGCUGUUUCCUGGUGAUAGCUUAUGAAAUGGUAGUGGUGUUGUACGUAGCUACUUGACAUAAUUUCAGAAUUAAAUAAGUAUAUAAUUUUAAUGUAAACACAUAUUGACAGAUGGUGUGAAGAAAAGGACCAACAUGAAAAUGUCAAAACAUGUCUGUGACCUUGUUCUUUAUUAUAAAUGCCUUCAGAGUGAACAAAGACUCAGGGCCUGAUUCAAAUAAGGAUUGCCAACUAUUGCGCCCUCUAAAUCUGUGCAAAUGAGUCAAAAGACACUGUCUAAUUCACAAAACGUGUGAAGGGUUAAAUGAUCCCCUAACUGUGCUGCAGAGUAAACUGUGUCUCAUAAAUGAGCCAUUAGUUUCAUUAAAGUUCCCCUGUCCUCCUAGCUCAUCCUCUUAAUGUGGACAACUGAGCUACGCAAGCAUGAGAGUGCAGCUCCGUGCAGAGUAGAGGUGCAGAUAGCUUCUUUCUACAUUCGGACACAAAACGAGAGCAAAAUGCACGGAGCACAGCCACUUUGUGUGUUUGUGUCUGAAUAUCAUUAGAGCUAUAUGCUUUGUGAAUUAGACCUUGAGGUGGAGCAGAUAGAGGGAGAAAAUGAUGAACAAUAGUUGGCGCUAUGAGCUGCUGCGAUCCACUCUUAGUGAAUCAGGCCCUCUGUGUGUCCAUGUGCGCUCCUCCAGCACUCACUCUGUGUUUAUUGUGUGUGUGUGUGUGGGGGGGGGGUUCGGUGUCCUAAGUGACCCUUGGGGUGAGGGGUUCAUGUGACUGAAGCAUUUAUAGCAGCUGAGUGUUUGAAGGAAAAAUUAUCUAUAACCGUGCAAAAAUAUUAAUCAAGAUGUGCAUAUUAACAGUUAUACACCUGUGUCUAUUUGUGUGUGAGUGUGUGAGUGUGUGUGUGAGUGCGUGUGUGUGUGUGUGUGUGUGAGCGUGCGCGUGUGUGUGUGUGCGAGCGUGCGCGUGUGUGUGUCCACCUGUUCAGUGCACUUAUAAUGGACCUACAGUCACAUCCAAAACUUCCCCCAUUCACCUCAUCACAGCAAUCAUUCAUGUAUUGAUCCAUGACUCAUUGAUGGGACUGAUCAGGAGUUCAGUCACAGACUCUUUGAUCUGUUAUUACUCCCUCUUCUGUUUUAACAUGAGACGAUCAAUGAUCAUCAUCAUCACCCUCACUCUGUGUCUCACUUUAUCUCAGUCUAAUCCUUCAGUCUGACCCGCGGUGCCUGCAGACAUGUAGCAUGUGUGUGUUAAUGGGGGGGGUGUCCUGGAACAGUUUGAGUUCAAAGUAUGUCACAAAUUACACAAAGAGGGGAGGGGAGGAGGGUAACGAUAUGUACAUUGUUCUUUUGUACCUCUGCUUUAAUUUAUUAAAUAUAUCAAAUAUA